Molecule: messenger RNA, 2588 nt
Organism: Ochotona princeps (American pika)
Lineage: Eukaryota; Metazoa; Chordata; Mammalia; Lagomorpha; Ochotonidae
Gene: CAMK2A
Product: calcium/calmodulin dependent protein kinase II alpha
Exons: 19
Coding region: 216-1685 (489 amino acids)
Biological process (GO): protein phosphorylation
Cellular component (GO): neuron projection; cytoplasm
Molecular function (GO): calmodulin binding; calcium/calmodulin-dependent protein kinase activity; ATP binding
Source: RefSeq, a predicted model, not a curated record
GGUUGCCAUGGGGACCUGGAUGCUGACGAAGGCUCGCGAGGCUGUGAGCAGCCACAGUGCCCUGCACAGAAGCCCGAGGCUCGUCAGUCAAGCCGCAUCUCUGUUUGCACUCAGCAGCACGGGCAGGCGAGUGGCCCCCAGUUCCGGGAGCAGAGCAGGUGCACCCCAGUCCUGGUCCUUCAGCCCCAAGACUCGCCUGCCCGCCCAGUACCAGGAUGGCCACCAUCACCUGCACCCGCUUCACGGAAGAGUACCAGCUCUUCGAGGAACUGGGAAAGGGAGCCUUCUCCGUCGUUCGCCGGUGUGUGAAGGUGCUGGCUGGCCAGGAAUAUGCUGCCAAGAUCAUCAACACCAAGAAGCUCUCGGCUAGAGACCAUCAGAAGCUGGAACGCGAGGCCCGCAUCUGCCGCCUGCUCAAGCACCCCAACAUCGUCCGACUCCACGACAGCAUCUCCGAAGAGGGACACCACUACCUGAUCUUUGAUCUGGUCACUGGUGGGGAGUUGUUUGAAGACAUCGUGGCCCGAGAAUACUAUAGUGAAGCAGAUGCCAGCCACUGUAUCCAGCAGAUCCUGGAGGCCGUGCUGCAUUGCCACCAGAUGGGGGUGGUGCACCGGGACCUGAAGCCGGAGAAUCUGUUGCUGGCCUCCAAGCUCAAGGGUGCUGCGGUGAAGCUGGCGGACUUUGGCCUGGCCAUAGAGGUGGAGGGGGAGCAACAGGCGUGGUUUGGGUUUGCAGGGACACCCGGCUACCUGUCCCCAGAAGUGCUGCGCAAGGACCCGUAUGGGAAGCCUGUGGACCUGUGGGCCUGUGGGGUCAUCCUGUACAUUCUCCUGGUUGGGUACCCCCCGUUCUGGGAUGAGGACCAACACCGCCUGUACCAGCAGAUCAAAGCUGGCGCCUAUGAUUUCCCGUCACCAGAGUGGGACACCGUCACCCCAGAAGCCAAGGACCUCAUCAAUAAGAUGCUGACCAUCAACCCAUCCAAACGCAUCACGGCCGCUGAGGCGCUCAAGCACCCCUGGAUCUCGCACCGGUCCACCGUGGCCUCCUGCAUGCACAGACAGGAGACCGUGGACUGCCUGAAGAAGUUCAACGCCAGGAGGAAACUGAAGGGAGCUAUUCUUACCACCAUGCUGGCCACCAGGAACUUCUCUGGAGGGAAGAGCGCGGGCAACAAGAAGAACGAUGGCGUAAAGAAAAGAAAGUCCAGUUCCAGCGUUCAGUUAAUGGAAUCUUCGGAGAGCACCAACACCACCAUUGAGGAUGAAGACACCAAAGUGCGGAAACAGGAAAUUAUAAAAGUGACAGAACAGCUGAUUGAAGCCAUAAGCAAUGGAGAUUUUGAGUCCUACACGAAGAUGUGUGACCCCGGGAUGACAGCCUUCGAACCCGAGGCCCUAGGGAACCUGGUCGAGGGCCUGGACUUCCAUCGAUUCUAUUUUGAAAACUUGUGGUCCCGGAACAGCAAACCCGUGCACACCACCAUUCUGAAUCCUCACAUCCACCUGAUGGGUGACGAGUCAGCCUGCAUCGCCUACAUCCGCAUCACGCAGUACCUGGAUGCGGGCGGCAUCCCCCGCACUGCCCAGUCGGAGGAGACCCGCGUGUGGCACCGCCGGGACGGCAAGUGGCAGAUCGUCCACUUCCACAGAUCCGGGGCACCUUCCGUCCUGCCCCACUGAAGGACCAGGCGGGGCUCACCGCAGUGCUCUGGCGGAAACCCACUCUUCGUGCGUGGAAUGUGGCUACUGGUUCUCCCACUUGGAUUUUGCUGGAAUUUAUCCCCUCCGUCCCUACCCCCGACUUGCCUCCAUGGGCACCUCUGUACCUGCAUCAAGAAAACCUGCUUGUCCAAAACAGCCAUCCCAACCUCAGAACAAGUGGCCAAGUCCCCCCUUGUCCCCACUGCUCAUUCUCACUCCCUCCCCUGUGGGGGGCAGGGCUUCCUCUGGCCUGGGUACACCUUCCCCCAACCCCCGGCCUCACUGUCAACUGCUGGCCCUGCAUCAGCUGUGUGUUCACCAGGGCUGGGGGAAGGAGGGGCACAGUGGCGAGGAAGGAGCAUGGCCCACCCAUCUCUCAGACCCAGGGCAGGGUAGUGACACCCUCCCCACCUCCUCCACAGUCCCUGGAAAACACCACGUGCAGGAGAGUGAGCGAGACCAUGAGAGAGGGGGGCACAGGCCGGGACCCCCUGCCUUGAAUGCCUCCCUACCUCUUUCCCUGUUGGCUGACCUCGCAGUGGCUCACCCGCCCUUGCCCUUGGGGCGGACAGCGUCCCCUCUCAGGUGCCCCAAUCACUGCUGCCGCCUCCACCUUGCAAAGCUCACCUGCCCAACCCCUGGACCCGCACUCCAUCACCCCCACGGCCCCCAUGCCCCCAUGCCCAGCAUCCUGCAGUCUCGGCUUUCCAAGGGAGGGGGAACCUGCUUGCUUUUGGGGGACAAGGAUAGUAACGUCUCUAUACCGUGUCACUUCCACUCAAACCGCAUGCCUUUUUAUAGCCAAAUUCUGUGUAUUUCGUAAGGGGAUGUCAUGUUCAUGGCUAUCUCUGUAAUUACCACUCUCAAACCUUGUGAAGGGGG